CUGGCCAGUCACUGGGACGGAAGAAGCCGGGAAGCUGUCCCCAUCGAGGCAUGGGAGGGAGGAGUACGUACAGACGGUGGGCAGUGCCAGGGAAGCCAGGGAAAGGUGAAGGAGAACCAGGCAGAAUGAAGCCAAAGGUCAAGCCCAGCCCCGGGCACCCGGACGGGGAAGUGUGCAGGGGGUCACCAUUGGAGCUGGGACUGGGGGAGGCGGGUCCCAAGGCUCGGAGAGUAGCGUCGGGGGGCGGCCCCAGAGGCCUCGGGGGGAGGGGGAGGCAGAGUGCGAGCGCCACUCGGGGCGCCGCGACGGGCCACUCUGUACGUCCGGCGGAGGGGAGGCACGGGGUCAGAGCGGGAGCUCGGGGCACCGGCCCGGGGGGCUGCUGUGUGGGAUCCCCAUCGGGAGCGCUGGGAGGGGGCAACAAAGGGCGAGGGAGGCGGGGGUGGCUGAGAAAGGUGGGAGAGCGAGGGUCUAGGCGAGCGGCUCAGCACAUCGGGGCAGAGAGAGGUCUGGGGGGCAUUUCCACGGCGGGGAGAGGGCUGUCGCUGGGGCGGGCAGCGGCUCGGGCGGAGGGGACAAUGGGCAGGGGCCUGGGGAACCUUUGUGAGGAAGGCGGCUCGGGUCACCGGACCGGAAGGGGGUGUGUGAGGUCUCCGCGGCUGGCGCGGGGACGUGGAGGGCGGAGGCCGGGGCCGGAGGGCAAUCAGCGCGGACCCCUUCCGCUAGGGGGCCCCUUCGGAGGGCCCGGCCUAGGCCUUCCCCGGGGCCGCCGCCGGCUGUCGGGAAAACGGCGGGGGACAGAAAGGGCCAAGGUCAUUUUCCCCAAACCCGUCAGCACCCUCCUCUCCGGCCGCCGAACCUCCGCCACCGAGCCCGCGCGCUUUAUCCGCUCUCCGCCUGCCCUGCCUGGCCCGGCCCGCCCGGCGGGUCCAGCGAGCUCGGCCGCCCAGCUUCCCGGGCCGCCCCGACCUAUCGCCGCCGCCGCCGCCGCCGCCGCCGAGGGCCCAGAGCGAGGCUGCCCGCCGCUCCGCCUGCGCGCAAGCGCGCGCGCGCAGGGCCCGUCACCGCCCACCGGGCCCGUCACCGCCCACCGGGCCCGUCACCGCCCACCGGGCCCGUCACCGCCCACCGGGCCCGUCACCGCCCACCGGGCCCGUCACCGCCCACCGGCCCCGGCCGGAGCCCAGCCGAGCCCUCCCGGUUCUUUCUCCGUCCCCAGCCAAACCCCUCCGAAGACCCUGUCAAUCCAGGCCCCACCCCCAUGACCGCCCCGCCCUUAUUAAUGACUAUUUAUUAGGCGCUUACAGGAGAGGCGAGGAGAGUUCCUGACCUUUGGCCCUUACAUUCCGAAAAGAGAAAUGAAAUCCACCCGGCGUCCCCAAAGACGCUUAAGCUGCACUACUACUUUUGAUACACCUUGUCUCUCCUUCCUAAAUGUUUAUCGAAUUAUUGAGUUGAAUCCAUGCUCUAUCAAAUCCGCCCUCCAGCCCAGUCCCACCGCGAAGUCACCCCUUUCUCCUCUCCUCCCACACGUCGUUCUGGGGAUGUCUUAAAAAUCAGAAUAAUGCCACGGCAUCCACAGCUCCCUCCCUCCCACGCCCCCAUCCCCACUCACACAUAGAUGGACACACACAGCCACCACCAACCGUCCUUUUCCUUAGACCUGACUUAAUUCGUCGAACAUUCAUCCAAGCCAUGCAUACAGGCGGCUGUACCCUCCUCCUAGAGGAUUCUCCUGCAGCAAACCCGACCGACGUGACUGACCUUCAAGGCGCUUAUUUCCCGUUGCGCGAAAACCUUCCAAAGAAGUAACUAAAAUAGUCACUUAAACAGGAAAGAGGGUAAAUAACGCGCGUCAGCGAAAGCCCGUGCGGCCAAGGAAGCCCCGGCCCCGGGCCUUGCCGCUCGGCGGGGAGCGCGUUACGGACUCCGGGAGCUAUUUGUGCGAAGGGAAAUAGCAACCAGAGGUCGGGGGUAUGAAAGAGAGAAGGCAGGCGGUUUGUAACCGGGAAUAAGAAAAGCGAGUGGGAGCCGGAUUGUGAACAGCUUUUAAAUGCCGGGCUGAGGUGUGAUUGCAUGGCUGUUAACACCUGGGGAUGCUCCCAACCCCGAAGUUCCUUCCGACGAGAAUGUGGAGAAUCCAAGGCUCUCUGUGGGUCUGCGCCACCCCAAGCCCAAGCUCCUGAGUUCCCAUCCCUUUUUUUUGCUUUUUCUGAUAGCCAAAGAACACAGUUCAAAACUGGCAUGGUAAAGGAAGAAAAAAGUAGUAAAUAAAGAAAAGUAAAGUAAUAAAGAAAAAAAAAGUGGUAAAUAUUUCCCCCAUAAACAUGGGAGAUACUCCCACAAAUACACACACAUCUUCCUUAGGGGAAAUGGAUGGAGGUAGGAAUGUUCAUAGAGAGCCGGAAUUAAAUUAAAUUAAAAGCGGAAUUAUUUCCCUGUUUUUCCUUUUUCUGCAAAAAGUUGCCUCUCUUCUUCUUUCACAGCCUUGAGCAGAGGAGAUUCGUUAUCCAGAUAGAAAGUCCUUGAACUCCGGACAGACUCAUUUCUAGAAAUCUUGUGCCCUUAGACUUAAAUCUU
Molecule: messenger RNA, 2580 nt
Organism: Sarcophilus harrisii (Tasmanian devil)
Lineage: Eukaryota; Metazoa; Chordata; Mammalia; Dasyuromorphia; Dasyuridae
Product: translation initiation factor IF-2-like
Exons: 2
Coding region: 51-1265 (404 amino acids)
Source: RefSeq, a predicted model, not a curated record